AUGGCCUCGAACCAGAAGAUCGCCAUUGUCUCCGUCUUCGACAAGACCGGCCUCCUCGACCUCACCAAGGGUCUGGUCCAGCAAAAUGUCCGAAUCCUCGCAUCGGGCGGCACUGCUCGCAUGAUUCGCGAGUCUGGUUUCCCGGUAGAGGACGUGUCUGCCAUCACCAAGGCUCCCGAGAUGCUGGCUGGCCGUGUCAAGACCCUCCACCCGGCCGUCCACGCCGGCAUCCUCGCCCGUGACCUGGCAUCCGACGAGAAGGACCUUGCCGAGCAGAACAUCAGCAAGGUCGACUAUGUCAUCUGCAACCUCUACCCCUUCAAGGACACCGUCGCCAAGGUCAACGUCAGCGUCCCCGAGGCCGUCGAGGAGAUUGACAUUGGUGGCGUCACCCUCAUCCGCGCCGCCGCCAAGAACCACAAGCGUGUCACCAUCCUCAGCGACCCGGCCGACUAUGCUGGCUUCCUCAAGGAGCUCGAGGCUGGCGAGAUCUCCGAGACCAGCCGAAACCGAUAUGCCCUCAAGGCUUUCGAGCACACUGCCGACUACGACUCGGCCAUCUCAGACUUCUUCCGCAAGGAGUAUGCCUCCGACGGCGACCAAUACCUCGCCCUCCGCUACGGCGCCAACCCCCACCAGAAGCCCGCCGCUGCCUUCACCGCUGAGGGCAAGCUGCCAUUCAAGGUUCUUGGUGGAGCUCCCGGAUACAUCAACCUGCUCGAUGCCCUCAAUGCCUGGCCUCUGGUCAAGGAGCUCAAGCAGGCACUCGGUCUCCCCGCCGCCGCCAGCUUCAAGCACGUCUCCCCGGCCGGAGCUGCCAUUGGUACCCCCCUCUCCGAGGACGAGAAGAAGGUCUACUUUGUCAGCGACAUUGAGGGAAUUGACAGCUCCCCUCUCGCCCAGGCCUACGCCCGUGCCCGUGGCGCCGACCGCAUGAGCAGCUUCGGUGAUAUGAUUGCUCUGAGCGACGUCGUCGAUGUGGCCACCGCCAGCAUCAUCUCCAAGGAAGUCUCCGACGGUGUCAUUGCCCCCGGCUACGACGAUGCCGCUCUCGAGAUCCUCAAGAAGAAGAAAGGUGGGCGCUACCUGGUCCUCCAGAUCGACCCGGAGUACAACCCUACCGGCACCGAGACCCGCACCGUCUACGGCAUCAACCUGCAGCAGCACCGCAACGACUACCUCGUCAGCCCCAAGUCCUUCACCAAGGUCAUCACCCCCAAGGCCGGCACCCUCUCCGAGGCCGCCGCCCGCGACCUCACCGUCGCCACCAUCACCCUCAAGUACACCCAGAGCAACUCGGUCUGCUACGCCGUCAACGGCCAGGUCAUCGGCCUCGGCGCCGGCCAGCAGUCCCGCAUCCACUGCACCCGUCUCGCCGGCGACAAGGCCGACAACUGGUGGAUGCGGUUCCACGAGCGCGUGCUCGGCCUCAAGUGGAAGAAGGGCACCAAGCGCGCCGACAAGAGCAACGCCAUUGACCUGCUCGUGAGCGGCCAGCUCCCCAAGGACGGCAUCGAGCGGGAGGGAUUCGAGGCCGUCUUCGAGGAGGUCCCCGCCGCCUUCACCAGCGAGGAGCGCGAGGCUUGGAUGAAGCAGCUGAAGGAUGUCGCCGUUUCCAGUGACGCCUUUUUCCCCUUCAUCGACAACGUGUUCCGUGCUGCUCGCUCCGGAGUCAAGUACAUCGCCGCCCCCAGCGGCAGCCAGAACGACGGCCCCGUCUUCGACACCGCCGAGAAGCUGGGCAUCACCUUUGUUGAGCAGAACAUCCGCCUGUUCCACCACUAA
This is a messenger RNA of Clonostachys rhizophaga, 1785 nucleotides long. Lineage: Eukaryota; Fungi; Ascomycota; Sordariomycetes; Hypocreales; Bionectriaceae. The record is from the annotation of a GenBank genome assembly.